Erpetoichthys calabaricus (reedfish) is the source of this 1385-nucleotide messenger RNA. RefSeq names its product RAN binding protein 1 (gene ranbp1). Gene Ontology annotation, biological process: nucleocytoplasmic transport; positive regulation of mitotic centrosome separation. The transcript is spliced from 6 exons. Gene Ontology annotation, cellular component: cytoplasm; nuclear pore; centrosome. The coding region runs from base 151 to 738 and encodes 195 amino acids. Gene Ontology annotation, molecular function: GTPase activator activity. The record is from RefSeq and is a predicted model, not a curated record. NCBI's taxonomy places the organism in Eukaryota, Metazoa, Chordata, Cladistia, Polypteriformes, Polypteridae.
GUCACGUCCGUAUGUUUUGGCUUCCUAAAGUAGUGCUUGAGACCGUCGCCUGCAGCGAUCACUUGGCCGGCUCCGCGACGGAGGCGAGCAGGGAGGAGAGGCGCGCGAGAAGCAGCACACUCGAACCAAUCCGCCGCCAUCCCGACAACCAUGGCCGAGGCGAAGGAAACUCAAGAUGACCAUGAAACCUCAACAGAAAAUGCAGAGGAUUCCAAUCAUGAUCCACACUUUGAGCCAAUAGUGUCUCUUCCAGAACAGGAGGUUAAAACGUUAGAGGAAGAUGAAGAAGAACUAUUUAAAAUGCGUGCAAAGCUCUACAGGUUUGCAUCAGAAAAUGAUCCUCCAGAAUGGAAGGAGAGGGGUACAGGAGAUGUCAAGUUACUAAAACACAAGGAAAAGGGAACAAUUCGCUUAUUGAUGAGAAGAGACAAAACCCUUAAAAUCUGUGCAAACCACUAUAUUGCUCCUUUGAUGGAGUUAAAGCCAAAUGCAGGCAGUGACAGAGCCUGGGUUUGGAACACGCAUGCAGACUUUGCAGAUGAACAUCCCAAACCAGAGCUUUUGGCAAUUAGGUUUCUCAAUGCAGAGAAUGCACAGAAGUUUAAAGCAAAAGUUGAUGAAUGCAGAGAAGAAGUGAAGAGAACUCAGGAAGCAGCUAACAAAGCAGCACAAGUAGCAGAAGAAUUAAAGGAGCUUUCCGUCAAAGAUGAAAAAAGCACAGAAUCCUCUGGAGAAUGAGAAGGAUGUUGUCAUAAAUGGAGCAGUAAAAUCAAGGAACAGGCAGAAGUAGUAGAAACAAAGAUCCAGUCCCUCUCUUUUUUUUUUUUUUUUUUUUUUUUUUUUUUUUUUUUUUAAAUCUACAAUGAACUUAAAUUUGGACACUUGGAAUUUUUUUCCCCCCCUUCAAACUUUGAAACACUUCCCAGUUUUCAUUCCCAGUGAAUGUGUGCUCUGCUCAUUUGCCCCAUUCAGACUGUGGAAAUAAGUUGUCUUUUAAUAUUGAUCAUUUGUAAUAUUACUAUUGUGAUGAGGCACAUCAUUCCUACUUUCAGUGGCACUCUUUGUUGCAUAUGGGGUUUUUUUCUCUCCUCACCCCUUCAAAAACUUUAAAAUGGCAAAUUUUGUCCCAGGGGGAAGACUGACUUAGUUAUUUCCCAGUAUGUGCACUUCAAUUUAGUACAACAUGUGCUGCUCUCCUCUAUUAGGAACAUUCCUUAAGAUGCAGAUUUGAGCUUAUUUCUCUAACUUGUAAUGCUACACAAUUAUCUUCACAUAUAUCUAAAUGGAUUUACUUUUGCUAAUGUAAAAUUGUUAGAUUUUUUUGCAAUAGUACUGUAAAGUAGAGCAACUUGAAGGAAAAGAGUAAUAAGAAAAUUCCAAAAUUU